Ostertagia ostertagi is the source of this 672-nucleotide messenger RNA. The record is from the annotation of a GenBank genome assembly. Lineage: Eukaryota; Metazoa; Nematoda; Chromadorea; Rhabditida; Trichostrongylidae.
AUGGAACCUCUAGUAACUCCCAAGCCGUUACCAACUAACGCGCCAGUUAUCAUCCUCAAUAACAACAAUGCUACAUUGAUGUCGUCGAUUCGAGUGUUCUAUCCGUUUGUGCUCUUCAUGUCGAUGUUAUCGUCUGGCGAAAGUUUCGAAAUUCCAGGCAGAUGUUUCAACACCGAGAAAGGACUGAGCAUUGUCGGCAGCGAAUACCGCCGACUUCGAAACAUGAACCACAGAGGAUGCGCUAUGGAAUGCCGUGAGGAUCCUUCGUGUUUCGCGUACGAAUGGCUGGAGGGUAGUGCACUGUGCUUUCUGAAGUCGCGAUCGCUUAGCGGUGACCUUGUCAAGAAGAUCGACGCUGUCAUAGGAUUCUGCCUAGACGAUGAUGACGAAGAAAGGGACCGAUUUCGCGAUCACACCGCCUUUGGAACCGAACUGGCCUCGAUCAACGAAAUAGAAGGAGAAAAGUGCAAGGACACUUGCAUGGGCAUCCGAGAGGCAGCGGCUUACAGCUGGACGCCGGACAACCUCGAAGACGAUGACGCUGUUGUCGGUACUUGCAAAUGCAUCGAAUCGCUGAUGUCGGUUAAACUCAACUUCAAUUCGUUUUCCGGUUUCCUCGGACCAAGAAAGUGGCAGAAAGGAAAGCGUCACGUACCCAUUGUGAUCCGUUGA